Aspergillus melleus is the source of this 3555-nucleotide messenger RNA. RefSeq names its product camp independent regulatory protein (gene sge1). The record is from RefSeq and is a predicted model, not a curated record. The coding region runs from base 1105 to 2526 and encodes 473 amino acids. Lineage: Eukaryota; Fungi; Ascomycota; Eurotiomycetes; Eurotiales; Aspergillaceae. The transcript has a single exon. Gene Ontology annotation, molecular function: DNA binding.
UUUUUUUUUUUUUUAUUUUUCUUCCUGAUCUUUUUUUUUACUUGGGCCCUUUCUCCUUCUGUUUGACGUUUAAUAUCUUUUCCAUUUCCAUUCCCAUCUCCAUCUCCAUCUCCAUCGUGUUUCAUUCCUUUGAUCUCUGUCUUUCUUCCCACCUCGUAUGGCACCGGUGGCUGUUGUCAAUCCCAGUUGUGGAUAAAUCGGCUUACAUUCCUCCUCCGAAACAGGCACCGAACAGCUCAUCGUAAGCUGAGCUGGUCUCUCUUUCUCUGUCUCUCUCCAUCUUGUUCAUCUUGGAUCGUGAACCUGAUUGAUUGACUUCUUGUCUUGCUUUCUUUUCUUUUUUUUUUAUUACUUUUUCUUUUUCUUUUUCUUUUUUUUUUUUCUUCCGACAUUAUCAUACCUGGUUCCAUCAGUCGCGGAAGAUUCAAAAAGCCUGGGAAUUACCGCAGCUUUCCUUUGGUUGAGGUGUCUAGUCAACCCAAUAACCCAUACGAUCCGAUCGCUAUCCGUGGAACCGGAGCUCCAGUCGACCCAACUUUUGACUAGGGCCAGGCGAUUCUCUCUCCAGAUCCAAACCUGUCCCUCAACGAAGAUUUGAGAAAGAACGGGCCCGUGCUUGCCUGUCGAUCCGGGCGCCCAAGACUGGGUUUAAACUCCCACCAUCGACCCUGUCCUUUGGUUCACUCCCUCCGUGAGCUUUUCCUCAACCUGUCAUCCUCUCGUCUCUACCCUCGGGAGGCUCCCUCUUUCCUGUGAGGUUAUUUGCCUCCCCCUCCCUGCCUCUUACUUUAUUUUCUUGAAUCCUUGCAGUCGUCUCGUUGCCAGUUGAUUUUCCCAUUCGCGAUUUUCUUCUUCUGUUGGUUCUCACGUUCUGGGCGGCUGCGACUACUUUGUUUCUGCUUUAUCCCCCUCUUGUCUGCCUGCACACGUGCGGAUUUCUCCCCUGGCCUUGAAAUCGGCGUGGCGUGUCUUAAGUAGCCGCGUUGCUGGGAAACCUUGAUCAGCGACGGUGUUAACUCUGAUUGCUUUUACCUCUCUGACCCCUUUCGACUAAAGUUCGAGCCCCCCUCCAAAUCAAACAAAAGAAACAAUUAUCCGCCCACGAUGGUCAACGGUACCACCACGACGUUGGAGCCGACGUAUUAUGGCUAUGUUGCAACCACGCACGACGCGCUGGUCUUGUUCGAGGCUUGUCUGACCGGCGUUUUGCACCAUGUGCCCCGUCGGCCUCAUGAUCGGGAACGCGCCAGCCUGGUUCGCAGCGGGACCGUCUUCAUCUACGAGGAAAACUCGUCGGGCAUCAAGCGAUGGACGGACGGUGUCACCUGGAGUCCUAGUCGAAUCCUGGGCAAUUUCCUCGUCUACCGAGAGCUCGAAAAGCCCUUUCCGCCGGGCGAGAAGAAGCGCGCGAUGAAGAAAUCCAGUCGACGCCCAACGAGACCGGGAGAGCCCUAUCCACGACCUGAGAGUAGCGCGCAAGGCUACUCUCCCGGUCCGUCGACCGGCCCGUAUGGGGAACGCACGCAGCAUGGUGACAUGGAACGCGCAUUGGUCGGCUCUCUGGUAGACUCAUACGGCUUCAAGGACUCCGGUUUGGUGAAAAAGACGAUGAGCGUGACCGUUUCGGGAGUGACGCAUCAUUUGGUUUCAUAUUACAGUAUGGAGGAUGUGAUGCGAGCGAGUUUGAACCCGCCGUCUAACUGCCCUGAGCUACGCUAUAUCCGACCCCGUAUGGAGCUGACUCAGAAGCAAAGCUUUCGGGCUCCUAUCGACGAUCUGGAAUCGGGAACGCUGGAGAACCCGAACGAUCCGUCUCAUGCUUUGUAUGGCUAUCGUCCUCAGCUGGUGGCGCCUCCAGGAUACGGCAUCCCAAACCCUCACCCGGAUUUCUACAUGCACCCGGCAUCGUACACUGCCACGCAUCCGCCACAGUCGGCACCUAUCACUGGAUAUUCCAUGGUAGCAUCAGUCCCCGGAGUACAGGCCCCCAAUUCGUAUCUCCCUACGCCCACGCCCCCUACUCAGAUUCCGCAUAAGCCGGACGACUACCCGCACUUUCGGGCUCCAACGCAAUAUAGCACUGGAUUUGAUGCCCUCGGUCAGAAUCCACUGUCUUCAUCGAUCCCCUCAGCACUCAAUACGACCAUGUCGAGCUCUUUGAGUGACCGGAAUCGCUCGCAGUCGGAUCACAGUCCAUCGGCCUAUCGAUCCUCGAUUUCUUCUCGAAGCGUUGCAACCGAUGCAACUUCGCCAAUUGAUCCUUCGACUCCUGGUACUUAUUCACGCGGCGGUAGUUUCAGCCUGGCAGGUCAACUGGAUGCCUCGUCUCAUCCUUCCGUGGACUCUCGCAGCAUGGCCGCGUUUGACCCCAGCAUCCCUCGUCGGGAGUCGAACCCAAUUCCCAAUCCUUAUUACGGCGCGAGUGACCGGAGUCAGUAUUACAUGAACACCACUGCUCCGGCUGCUCAUGCUCCUUAUCCAGUCUCUGCCUGGACUACGGCGGCUCCGGCUCAGCCACAAGUAUAAAAUACCCUUUUUCUUUUCUUUUCUUUUCUUUUCUUUUUUUUUUUUUUUUUGAUCUGUGUCUCUUCUCUCUCUUUUCGUUCCAUUUGACUCGCUCGUUUACUUCGCUUCGUUUCUCACAUACGUUUUCAAUCUUCGAAAGGGCGGCAAUACGGGAAAUAGACUAUACAUACAUUCUGUGGAUGAUUAUUCGAUGCAAUCUUGCUCUUAGAGGAGAUGUUGGUGGCUUUCUCUGUUUGUUGCAACACGACCUUCUUUUGUGUUCUCAACGAUGAUACGAUGAUCCCCCCAACAUCUACCCCUGCAGUCGUCCUUUUUUUCACUUCUUUUUCAUCACCAUCCUAUUCCGGUUUUAUUUCUUAUGGGAACGAUUUUUCUUUCGUGCGUGUCGCUUUAAUGUGAUUAUGAGCAAUGGGUCGGUUUGGGUGGCACGGUCUGGGGCGGCUAUCUGAUUUAUUUUUAUUGUUGUCGCUAUUGGUUCUGCUUUCUGCUUUCGAGUCUGCAAACUUCAUAUCCUACGUUUGUUAAAUAAGGGAGGAAAGCCGUGGACUUUGGUCUGGGAUACCCAUCAGGAAAGUUGAUGUCGUUUAGGUCCAUCGGCCUUGGUUUGAUGCGAGUUUUAUGGUCGGCCUUUUCUUUUUUCAUCGUUCCUUGUUUUGUGUGUGUGUGGACCUUGCUUUACUUGCUUUGCUUUGCUCUCUGGCCCUCUUCAUUUCAUUCGUUCUAUUACCACUCUCUUCGGCUCUGGCUUUAUGCGUUUUGCUUCUAUUCUCUUGUUUUCAGCGAGGGAGCUGGUGACAAGGUAUCAGUCUCGUCUUUAACUGGCUGGUAUUGGUAGUUUCGCUAGUUCUACAUGAUCAAUUGCACGAUCGGGUUUCAAUCUUCGGUAUGGUAUAUGCGACCGGUGUAGUUCACAUUUUCUUCGUUUGACCCUUCUAUGACCUUUCUAUCUGUGAAGAUGUCACCGUAACUUGUAGAACCAUCCGUUGGGGUUGUGGUGGAGCUGGUCCCGACUGGUGAUGAAUACUACCU